AAUCUACCAAAACUGGCGUCAGUUCAAGAUUUGAUUCGGCCUACUUCUAUGCGUUCGAGAGUCUGGAAACAUUUUCUUGGUGUUUACCAUGUAUCUGCCAAUGAAUAUAUUCGCCUUAUACAAAAAGGAAAAUCUUGCGUUUAUGAUAAGGUUCGAAAUGAUACAUUCAGAACUUUAGCCACAGAUAAAAAAUUUUUAGAACGAGUCAAUGAAGACAUGUUAAUUCGUGUACUGAAUGCUUUUGUCUGGAAAAUGAAGUCAUCCGGAAAUCAAACCGUUACUUAUGUUCAGGGAAUGAAUGUUCUCGCCGCACCUUUCUUAUUCACUAUGUCAGAGAUAGACGCAUUUUUUUCUUUUGCUACGUUUAUUCAGACAUGUUGUCCUUUAUAUGUUACACCUACACUUCAAGGUGUUCAUUGUGGGCUAAAGCUCCUGGAUCAAUGUCUUCAAAUUAUUGAUCCCAAAUUAUUCAAUCAUCUAAGGUCAAAAAGUCUUACUGCAGAAAUCUAUGCUUUUCCUUCUGUACUUACAUUGUGUGCAUGCACACCUCCUCUAGAACAAGUUUUAAAAUUAUGGGACUUUCUGCUUGCAUAUGGUGUUCAUUUAAACAUCCUUUGUGUCAUUGCACAGCUCCUCUUGAUGAUGGAUCAACUUGUAGAAGCACCAAUUCCAAUGAAAUUAUUGAGAACAAUGCCAGAAUUAAAUGCCAAGUCCAUCAUAAACCUAACUAUUCAACUCGUUCAACAAAUUCCUGACGAGUUAUAUGAUCAACUUGUUAAACAUCCAUUUGAUUCAUCAGUUGCAGCCAGCUAG
This is a messenger RNA of Dentiscutata erythropus, 813 nucleotides long. NCBI's taxonomy places the organism in Eukaryota, Fungi, Glomeromycota, Glomeromycetes, Diversisporales, Gigasporaceae. The record is from the annotation of a GenBank genome assembly.